AGCGCCGGUUGUGACGUGUGAAGCGGCGCUGCCGCCAUGAGAGGAUUCGUUGGAGUUCUACGGGCGGCUGCAGCUGGGCCCGAGGCUGUGUCUGCCAGGUUUCGGGAGCGUUUCGAUUUCGGCGGCCGUGAGGUGGCCUCCUGGUUCCCGGGACACAUGGCGAAAGGCCUGCGGCAGAUGCGGGCUUCCCUGCGGCGCGCAGACUGUCUCAUCGAGGUGCAUGACGCUCGUAUCCCGCUGUCGGGCCGUAACCCUAUGCUUCAGGAGGCGCUGGGCAUCCGCCCACACGUCCUGGUGCUGAAUAAGAUGGACCUGGCCGAUCCCCGCCGGCAGCCGACAGUCUUGGAGCAUUUGAACCAGCAGGGAUGCUCACACGUGGUCUUCACUGACUGCCAGUGCAAUGGCAACAUCAAGAAGAUUGUUCCCCUGGUUGCCAAGCUGGUGGACAACAGCCCACGCUACCACAGGGCUGAGAGCACUGCUUACAGCAUCCUGGUGAUUGGUGUGCCCAAUGUGGGAAAGUCCUCACUCAUCAACUCACUGCGGAGGCUGCAUCUCAGAAAGGGGAAAGCCACUGCAGUUGGUGGCGAACCAGGCAUCACCAAGGCAGUGCUGACCAGAAUCCAGGUCUGCGAGAAGCCCCUGAUGUACUUGGUGGAUACGCCUGGUGUGCUGCCUCCGAAACUGGGGGAUGUAGAGACUGGCAUGAAGCUGGCACUGUGUGGAGCCAUCCAUGACCACCUUGUUGGGGAGGACAUCAUGGCUGACUACCUGCUGUACACCCUGAACAAGCAGCAGCAAUUUAGGUAUGUGCAGCGCUAUGGGCUGUCUGAGGCCUGCGACAACAUUGAGCACGUGCUGAGGCAUGUGGCCCUCACUCUGGGCAGGACACAGAAGGUGAAGGUACUGACAGGCACAGGAAAUGUCAAUGUGACAAUGCUCAACUACCCAUCUGCUGCCUAUGAGUUCCUGCGGGACUUUCGGGCAGGACGCCUGGGCAAGGUGACGCUGGACUGAGACAUGUUUCAUGGGGCAGAAGCCACUUGAGUUGGGGACAGAGGCCCCCCAGCUUCCCAAGGAUACCCCAGAGCUCCUCAGGGCUGAGGCCCCCUCAACAUGGAAUUCUGCUUAGAGUGGCUUUACAGGGGCAGCCCCCAGUUUUGCACCCCGGGCUGCCGUAAGCUGGGGUAGAGGAUCCCCAGAGCAGGGGAUGAGGCUGUACUGUGGUUGCUGUCCUGUGGCAUGACCAUGUAGGAUGAUGGAGCACAGCUGCUGCCUCCAGGCAGCAUGAGACCUCUGAGGAGGUCUUGCUGCACUGUUGGGACCUCCGUCCCAAAAUAAAAGCUUGUUGGGCAGGGUUCCAGGGCAGUGCCACUCUGGGCUUUCCGUCCUGAGCACCUGCCCCACAUGCAGUCACACCUGC
Pogoniulus pusillus (Red-fronted tinkerbird) is the source of this 1423-nucleotide messenger RNA. RefSeq names its product mitochondrial ribosome associated GTPase 1 (gene MTG1). Gene Ontology annotation, molecular function: GTPase activity; GTP binding. Lineage: Eukaryota; Metazoa; Chordata; Aves; Piciformes; Lybiidae. Gene Ontology annotation, cellular component: mitochondrion. The transcript has 11 exons. Bases 37 to 1017 code for a protein of 326 amino acids. Gene Ontology annotation, biological process: mitochondrial translation. The record is from RefSeq and is a predicted model, not a curated record.